GUUCUAUCUAUUCUGUUGAUUUGAAUCUAGAAAACCACAAAGGUCGAGAUGGACAUUUCAACCAUCUUAGGGAGCCAACCGGAGAUGGCGAACAGUCUCAACGCCGAGGUAUCUGUGAACACCCAGGAGAACACACAGGAGAAGACCCAGGAGAACACCCAGAAGACCACCCAGGAGACCACCCAGGAGACCACCCAGGAGAACACCCAGGAGAACACACAGGAGAACACCCAGGAGAACACCCAGGAGAACACCCAGGAGAACACCCAGAAGACCACCCAGGAGAACACACAGGAGAAGACCCAGGAGAACACCCAGAAGAACACCCAGGAGAACACCCAGGAGAACACACAGGAGAACACCCAGGAGAACACACAGGAGAAGACCCAGGAGAACACCCAGGAGAACACCCAGAGGAUUGAUGAUGAGGAGUUGGGAAGAGAAGGGGUAACAGCUAUACAUUAACAUCUUCAUCUGGAACAAUGAUGAAGUUGAAGUUGUAUAGUAAAACAUGAUGAUUGAUCUUUAUUUGAUUCUCUUUAGAUUCUCCUCUCCUGGAUCACCAUCACAUGAGUUAUCCAGCUGAAUUUACACCUGAUAUCCACGAUCAGGACAACAGGGGAGAGUACCAGUUCCAGUUCCCCAGUGCAGGUCUGUUCCAGUGCAGUAUAACAGGCCUGGUGUUCAGGAUGGAGGGAGAAGGAGAGGUUCUCUAUAGGACAGUCCCCUGGGACAGGAGGCUUCUAUCCCAGAGUGGAAAGAGACCUGCAGGACCUCUGUUCAUGUUUAGAUGCCUUAAGGGGUCUGUCAGUCAACUACACCUUCCCCACUGUGAGAUCUACAAUAGUGGUGGAUGUGACUUCCUGUCUGUAGCCCAUGUGACUGAUGAUGACAUCAUUGAGUUUCUCCCUCCUCUUGAGACAACAGACACACAUGUCAUUAUAAACAUCAGUGGAUUCUCUGCUUAUGGUGAAGUCAAGGAUGAAGACUCUCCCACCGUUCCUAUAAGAGCACUUGUCUUGUUGUUCUACAAGCCCCCAGAUGUUCCUAAAAAGAGGUCCAUCCUGAAUGUGUUGUUGCUUCCCAGAAAUGUUGUGAUCAGGGAGGUGCAGGAGGAGUGGAAAAGAAGGAAUGGAGACAAAUACAUCUACAUUGAAACAAAUCCUCGCUGCCAACUAACUCCCAAUAAAGAAUACGAGCUCUUCACAGAUCUUACAGAUGAAUAUCUAAUUCAACCAAAGGAUGCAGAAUUUGUGGAUUUUGAAUCCUAUGAAAACUACUUCCCAACAUUUCAGUUGUUCAUACAAACUGUUGUUGAGCAAGUUAAUCUUCUUCUGAAAGACAAUGGUGGUGAAGAAUCUGUCUGGGAAAGACUUGUCUGGCUUCAGUUUUGA
Oncorhynchus keta (chum salmon) is the source of this 1394-nucleotide messenger RNA. RefSeq names its product NACHT, LRR and PYD domains-containing protein 1b allele 3-like. NCBI's taxonomy places the organism in Eukaryota, Metazoa, Chordata, Actinopteri, Salmoniformes, Salmonidae. The transcript has 7 exons. The record is from RefSeq and is a predicted model, not a curated record. Bases 570 to 1394 code for a protein of 274 amino acids.